Molecule: messenger RNA, 2425 nt
Organism: Tachysurus vachellii
Lineage: Eukaryota; Metazoa; Chordata; Actinopteri; Siluriformes; Bagridae
Gene: atg5
Product: ATG5 autophagy related 5 homolog (S. cerevisiae)
Exons: 8
Coding region: 355-1182 (275 amino acids)
Biological process (GO): autophagosome assembly; nucleophagy; C-terminal protein lipidation
Cellular component (GO): cytoplasm; Atg12-Atg5-Atg16 complex; phagophore assembly site membrane
Source: RefSeq, a predicted model, not a curated record
UAGCGAACGAUGCACGUGUAACGCACCCUAUGUAAUGCUAGUGUAUAGGGUAUGUGUAGCAAUUUGGGACGCGCCCACGGCUCUUCUCUUGAUACCUCGCAAUGUAUUUAGCUAGUUUUCGUUGCCUUCCUUUAGCUUAGCCAUGUUAAAAUCUUCUCGAUAGAACAGUGUUGUUCAGUGAUUUUAAUGUUUAAAUAAAUAUUACGUAAAUAAUUAUAACUAGACAUGUUUCCAGAUAUUUGUAUUUUUUUGCACUGUUUGUAAAUAAAGGAAGCUCGGAGGUUGCGGAUAAGAAGAAACGGUUGUAGUGGUAAACCUGAACAUAUCAUAUGUGUCACCUGGAGGGCUGCGAUAAUGGCAGAUGACAAAGAUAUACUUCGAGAUGUGUGGUUCGGCCGGAUACCAGCAUGCUUCACACUUCAUCCAGAUGAAGUCACAGAGAGAGAAGCAGAACCGUUUUAUCUUCUCCUACCAAGAGUCAGUUAUCUGACGCUAGUGACCGACAAGGUCAAGAAGCACUUUCAGAAAGUCGUAAAAGCUGAAGAUGUAGAGGAAAUGUGGUUUGAAUAUGAAGGGACACCUCUGAAGUGGCACUAUCCAAUUGGAGUGUUAUUUGAUCUCCAUGCUUCAAAUACAGCUCUCCCCUGGAGCAUCACUGUGCACUUUAAGCAUUUUCCUGAUCGAGACCUACUCCGCUGCUCCACGAACGCUGUCAUAGAAGCUCAUUUUAUGUCUACAAUUAAAGAAGCAGAUGCAUUUAAGCACAAGGGCCAGGUCAUCAACGACAUGCAGAAAAAAGAUCACAAGCAGCUGUGGAUGGGCCUGCAGAACGAUAAAUUUGACCAGUUCUGGGCCAUGAACCGCAAACUGAUGGAAUAUCCAACCGAGGAAUGCGGCUUUCGCUAUAUUCCUUUCAGGAUAUACCAGACGCCGAGUGACAGGCCGUUCAUCCAGAAGCUGUUCCGGCCCGUUUCUCUAGAAGGCCACACACUCACUCUGGGAGAUCUACUCAAAGAGAUGGUUCCUGCUGCCAUAUGCCAGGAUAACGAUCCAAAGAAAUACCUAGUGGUGAUUCACGGCAUCGAGCCACUGGUCGAGACUCCCGUCCAGUGGCUCAGCGAGCACCUGAGCUAUCCAGAUAACUUCCUUCAUAUCUGCAUCGUACCAGCACCAAACGACUGAUCCCUCUGCUGUCCAGGUGGCCCAAAAGUGACUCUAUUACUCCCAUCAUUCAGGACAGACCCUUUCAGAAGUCUGUUCACUUUCUCACACUUCUCCCAUUGACAUUUGCCUUCCUGGCUUGCCAUGCCUAUGACUACAAGAUUUGGACGAAUGGAAAUAAUGUUCUUUUCUUACGCAUGCCAUUGGGGUGUAAAUAACAUCUUUCACUGUCUCAGUAUCCAAUUGUUAUUACCUUGAUGUUUUUUAUGUAACAAAUUAGCCUGCUAGUGACUACAGUAUGCUCCGAAAUGUAGAAAUUAUCUCCUUUUCAGAUGAUUACAUCACUGGUAUGCAUCUCUCUCUUUUUUUUCCCCUCUCUUUACAUGUUGCCUUAAAACUCAGUCAUCUUCACACUGGCAUGACGAGUUGGCACACUCCUAAUUUUGUCCUGGUUUGCGGAGUGACUGAUAUUCUUGGGUCUAAAAGGUCAGAGCUUUAUGUUUUGAUCAGCCAGCCAUUACUAGCCUUUGUUUCAAUACAGUGCUCUGAAUAAUUGUUGGACAAACAAGUCUACCUUUGCCCAGUCCUGUGUAUUUGUUUCAUAUAGAACAAACCGUUAGUUCUUUAUGUGUAGCAAAACAAAAGACGAAAUAAAUUUGUAAAGACAAAAAAGAUGCAAAGACCUCCUGGGAACUGUUGCGGUAGCUGGAAAGUUAUUGGACAGUUUUUUUGAAUAAAUCUCUUGCUGCUUGAUUCAGAAAGCAUGCUUACAGAACGUCAACAAGUUUGUCCCAGGAUCUCAGGAUAUUCAUAUAUCCAGCUCUGUAUUAUAUGGGUGUCAUAUGAUUGAGUUUGUGAUUGGCUGAUCAGAUACACAUUAAGCUCCACCUUCAUUUGCCCAUGGACACCAGUGCAACACAUUUUGCAGUAUUUUUCAGCAGCUAAAUAACACAUUAAUUAUUCUUUUGGAUCUUGACUUACAACUCAUUAAAUUAUCUAUUUUAAACAUUAAACCUUUAAACCAGACAUUCAGGCGGUGGGAAGUUAUUACCCAUUUUUUUGGCAUGCACAGGGGGUUAAAAGUGGUGUGAAAUUUGCAAAUGGAGUUCUCUGAGUUGUAGUGGCAAACUCAGGAAUCCCACAAUUCCAGUGUGUAGGCGCAGUCUGGGACCUGGAAAUGUCCUUCAACCAGAUGACUUAUUUAAAUAAUUAACUCUAAUCUAAACUGAUCUAACAUCAUACAAAUAUAAAGACAUAAUAUGGG